AUAAAUACUUGUCUCACCUCAAGCCAUCAACAGAGCAGACAUCCAGGACACAGACAUGGAGGCCAUCAUGGACACCAUCGUGGACAGUCUCUUUUGUUUCUUCGUCACUCUGGGUGCAGUACCGAUCAUUCGCUGUCCCCGUGGUAACGCAGCGGAGAUGGUUGCCGUGAAGUUGGAUAAGAAGCUCAGAGAGAACCUGCGGGACGCCAGAAACAGUCUCUUCACGGGAGACAACAUGGCCGCCGGACAGUUUAGUUUCCAGAGGCCUCUGUUCGUUCUGGCGGAUCGUAACGUGGACAUGGCCACGCCCCUCCACCACACCUGGACCUAUCAGGCGCUGAUCCACGACGUCCUG
Molecule: messenger RNA, 355 nt
Organism: Notothenia coriiceps (black rockcod)
Lineage: Eukaryota; Metazoa; Chordata; Actinopteri; Perciformes; Nototheniidae
Gene: scfd1
Product: sec1 family domain containing 1
Exons: 4
Biological process (GO): vesicle-mediated transport
Source: RefSeq, a predicted model, not a curated record